AUGCCGGGGCGGUCCAUCAGCGGAGCAGCAGGAGAGGGCGGGGCUUUGGGGGAGGGGGCGUGGCCUAUGCGAAAGCGGAGCCCCGCCCCCUCCGGCCCCGCCCCCUCCCGCAGCCGCGCGGCCCCGCGCCCGCCGUGCCCGUGGACGAUGGUGGCGGCCCGGGGCGCUGCCGCCCGCCGCGGAGCGCUGCUGGUGCUGCUCGCCGCCCUUGGAUCCUGCCCUUUGCGCCUCGUCCGUGCCGGUGAGUGCCUCUCUGUUCCUCCGCCAAGCUACGUCCAUGUCCUCUCGCUGCCCCCGCGGAUGCUCGUGUUCCCUCCCACGACGAACCCUGUGAUGGGGAUCAGGAUAGCCCCCAGCGUUGUGGUGCCCUUCCUCGUGGGGUGCUCGGUGCCAGGGCUGCCCCCCAGUGUUGCUAUCCCCAGGAUGCAGGACAGGCAGAUGGCAGCAGUGUCCUGUCCCCGGAGCCUGGACUGUGCCCUGCAGCGCCGAGAGUUCUCCCCGGGGUCGGGUGCCUGUGGGCCCUGCCUGCCCCCCUUCCAGGAGGACGACCACGGGCGCUGUGUCCAGAAGCAGUUCUCACCCAGUGGACGGACGUCCAUUCCCAGCUUGGAGGCAGAAAUUGAUUUUCUGGCCAGAUGUGCUGGCAGGCAAGAGGCUCCUUACCACCACCUGGUACAGGAUGGCAGACCCAGGACCACGCUGGUGUGCCCUAACGGCAGCAGACAGCGCCUGGCCAGCGGCUGAGGAGAGGGUGCCGACUGCAGCGGGGGUCCCACCAGCACCACAGCAGCCGCCACCCUCCCACCACUGCCACGGUCCAGAAGAACCCAGUGGAGGCAUCCCCCAUAUCCCGCAAAUGACAACGUGGUGCUCGGGCUGAUCGUGGUGUGCACAGUGGCCGGGAGCUCGGCGCUGAUUGUGGCGCCGUCUGCUGAGUGCAGGCUGCAGAAGGAGGUCAGGCUGGCGCAGAAAGCAGACUACUCGACCCAGCGAGUGGCCAGCCCCCUGCCCUACGACAAGAUCUCGCCCGGGGAUAAGACGCUGGCUCAGAACGCCCAGAUGUACCACUACCAGCACCAAAAGCAGCAGAUGAUCUCCCUGGAGAAGCAUAAAGAGGAGCCCAAGCUGCCGGACUCUGCAUCCUCCGAUGAGGAGAAUGAGGAUGGAGACUUCACUGUGUAUGAGUGCCCCGGGCUGGCUCCGACUGGAGAAAUGGAAGUGAGGAACCCGUUUGACGACUCCUCCUUACACCUCUCCAACCUCAAGUCGCAUCAGUAACACCCCUCCAGACUCCUGCAACCCGAGCUCGCUACAGGACUGUGCCUGCAGCCGGGGCCCCGGCGGGGCGGCCCGUGCCGGAGGGGCACCCACAGCAGGGCCCAAGGGCCGCAGACCCAGCGCUGCCAGACUGUUCGACGCCUGCCCAAUAAACACCCACUAACAGCUAUGGGAGCGGGGUUGUCCCCGUUUUCCAGCGUCCUUGUUCUCUUUGCUGCUGUGAUCGCGUCCCUGCCUUGCCCUUUGCUUCACUGCCCUCGGGGACACGCCAGACCUACACAUGGGGGGUGGCUGCUGCUUGGCACAGAAACUGGGGGGGUCUGCGGCACUGUCUCUUUGCAGCUGGCUUAAGGAGGGGGCUGCUGCCCUGGCUGCAGCUAGGCUGAUAUGCAGCAGCUGGGAAAGGGAUGGAGAGAGGGUUAGAAAGCAGGAGAGGGCCAGAAAGGCUGGGCAUGCUCAUGUCUGGCAUCAGGGCUGCCAGCCUGCCCAGAGCCCCUCUGCCAGGGAUGGAGCCUUUCCCUGGAGCAAGUGGCAUCACUAAGGGCUUCAGUGCCCAUUCUACCCCUCCUUCCCAGCCUGGGCAGCCCCUGGCAGCAGGAUAGUGCUCUGGGAGCCAAGGGCAGGAGCAGGAGUGGCUCAAGCAGGUGCUGGCAUCACUCUCCAGGAUGCUUCUUCAGAUGCUGCCCCGGGGCGCAGACAGUCCCAAUGCCACUGUGGCCUGGGUGCCCAUGCCAGGUGGUGCUGGCAGAGGAUGAGCUUUUUCUUACCCCAGGCCUUGGUGGGGUGAAAACUUGGAAAAAGGGUUCAGGAUUUUGUUUUUAAGCCUAUGUGGCCGUGGGGGAGGAAGGACUGGAGGGAGCAGAGGCGGGCUGGGAGGGUAGCCAAGGCAUGGAGCCCACGCCCUGGCAGCAUCCCAGUGGAGUCUGGCACUGCGCACUCUCCAGGCAUCCCUCCGUGGCAGGAGACAGUCUCCCCUGCUCCAUCUCAGGCACCUCCUGGGCCUCAGACACCCCCUGCACCCCUCUCUUACCAGUGUCUAGGCUCACCAGCCCUCACCAACACGUCCCUGCUCGGAGCCCAGUGCUGCUCCCCAAAGCCUCCCGGGUGCAUUGGCCAUGACCUUCCAGCAGAAGGCCCAGGACAGGGUUUGAGUUACUUUUCACAGGUUGUGGCUUCAUGUCCAGACCCUGUUGUGGUCUGUCAUGACCACAGGUGACCUGUUGCAUGGGGGUGACCUCUUGCACUCACGGAAGCCAUUGCACGCUCAGGCAGACACAGGCAGGGCAGGCAGCAGUGGCAGGGACGUGCCGGUGACAUGGUGGUGGCAUGGGACCGUUACUGUCCCUGUCCCUGGCGAGGUGGCUGACAGAGGCUGUCACAGCACAGAUUCUGUCCCCAUGUCCUGUGCUGCCCCUCCCCAUGGGCUGCUGCCCCUCUCCCCACACCUCUCGUUGUUGUAUGAAUUGUAGUUCUUUUAAAAGAUUUUAUUAAAAGACCGUGUUUGAGACCCA
Molecule: messenger RNA, 2789 nt
Organism: Chiroxiphia lanceolata (lance-tailed manakin)
Lineage: Eukaryota; Metazoa; Chordata; Aves; Passeriformes; Pipridae
Gene: NPDC1
Product: neural proliferation, differentiation and control 1
Cellular component (GO): membrane
Source: RefSeq, a predicted model, not a curated record